CAGAAGUUGACGGAACCGCCAUCUUGAAAACUGCCUUCCGAUGAUCUACCUUUUCGCGCCUGUCAGAAUCAGUUUUAAACGCGUUAUUUUCCUCCUGAAUCUCCCGUUGUCUCGGUGUUCGUCUUGUUAAGGCCCGGGGCUAAUGGCAAAAUAAGCUACAUGCUGGAGACUCGCCGUUUACCGUUGUCUAUCGCCUGGAAUGGGCCACAACUCCCAAAGACUAGAACACACCUCUUUUUAACCUGAGCUCCGCUGUUUGGACUCUAACAUACUCACAGAGCCAACAUGUUUUGGAAAUUUGACCUCCACACCACAUCCCACAUUGACACGCUGUUGGAGAAGGAGGAUGUGACUCUGACAGAGGUGAUGGAUGAGGAUGACGUCCUGCAGGAGUGCAAGGCCCAGAACCACAAACUGGUUGACUUCCUGCUGAGACCAGAGUGCAUGGAGGACCUGGUCACCUACAUCACACAGGAACCCAGUACUGAUGUUGAGGAGAAGGUUAAAUACAAGUAUCCCAACAUAUCAUGUGAGCUGCUUACAUCCGAUGUGGGACAGAUCAACGACAGACUGGGAGAAGAUGAAAACCUGCUGGUAAAACUGUAUGGCUUCCUCCAGAAUGAGCCGCCUCUUAACCCGCUCCUGGCCAGCUUCUUCUCCAAGGUCCUGUCCAUUCUUAUCGGACGCAAGCCCGAACAGAUAGUGGAGUUUCUGCGAAAGCGGGAAGACUUUGUAGACUUGAUGAUCAAACACAUCGGGACAUCCGCCAUCAUGGACCUGCUGCUCAGAAUGCUCACCUGCAUCGAACCACAACAGCUACGACAGGACGUUCUCAACUGGCUGAAUGAGGAGAAAGUGAUUCAGAGACUGGUGGACAUGGUACAACCUUCUCAAGAUGAGGAUAGACACUCCAAUGCUUCCCAGUCACUGUGUGAGAUCAUCAGACUGAGCAGAGACCAGAUGUUCCAGGUCCAGGGCUCCUCAGAUCCAGACCCACUUCUGUCCACACUUGAAAAACAGGAGACGGUGGAGCAGCUGCUGUCUAAUAUCUUCGACAAGGAAAAGAAUGAAUCUGCAAUCGUCAGUGUUAUCCAGAUCCUCCUCACAUUGUUUGAGACCAGGAGACCAGCGUUUGAGGGUCAUAUGGUGCCCCCUGGGAUGUCCCACCCUUCAUUCUCAGUCAACCACAGCAUCCUGGAGGCUGUGAGACCCAGACUCAAAGACUUUCACCAGUUGCUACUGGAACCCCCAAAGGCCAAUGUGAUGAAGACAACUUGGGGGGUGCUGGACCCUCCUGUGGGCAACACCAGGCUCAAUGUAGUCCGGCUGGUGGCCAGUCUGUUGCAGAGCAACACACACAGCAUCAACACAGAACUCAUUAACCUCAACACACUGGGAGUCAUACUAGAUAUGUAUUUCAAAUACAUCUGGAACAACUUCCUCCACAUUCAAGUGGAGAUCUGCACAGCUAUGAUUCUGGCUAUGCCCCCAGCCCCCACUGACAUCCAGCCAGACACAGAGCAGGAAAAUGCAAGGGAGAGCAUCCUCAUCAAACAUCUGUUUCAAAAGUGCCAGUUUAUACAGAGAAUCGUAGAGGCCUGGAGCUCCAAUGAGAAGGAACAGGCAGAAGGGGGUCGCCGGCGAGGCUAUAUGGGCCACCUCACCAGAAUAGCCAACUCUAUAGUUCAUAACUGUGACAAAGGCCCCAAUGGACCACAGAUACAACAGCUCAUCUCUGAGCUCCCAGCAGAGGACAGAGAUAAAUGGGAGGCCUUUAUUUCUGUGCAGCUGUCUGACACAAACAAGAGAAACACUGUUGACCUGGUGAAUACGCACCACAUCCAUUCUUCCAGUGAUGAUGAGGUGGACUUUAAAGACAGUGGCUUUCACCAGGACUCCUCUCUACAACAAGCCUUUUCUGAUUAUCAGAUGCAACAAAUGACGUCCAAUUUUAUUGAGCAGUUCGGCUUCAAUGACGAAGAGUUUGCUGAUCAGGACGAUGUUGUGGAUAUUCCCUUUGAUAGAAUAUCAGACAUCAAUUUUUCACUGAAUACAAAUGAAAGUGCAAAUAUAGCUUUGUUUGAGGCGCGCUGUAAGGAGAAAAUCCAGCAGUUUGAAGACGCUGGUUCAGAUGAGGAGGAUAUCUGGGAUGAAAAAGAUGUCACCUUCGCACCAGAGGCACAGAGACGCCCCAGGAGUUCAGGCAGCACGGACAGUGAGGAAAGCACAGACUCAGAGGAGGAGGACGUGAAGAGAGAUUCCUUUGAAGCUUCCAACCCCACUACCGAUGACCGAAUGGAAGUCGACACAGGGCCUGUGUGGACAGCCAACUUUGACGACAUCCCCAUGGACACCGGUACGUCCACAGCUCCGGCCUCAAGCCCCACCAGCCCUGCUGCCCCCGCUGCUUUGCCCUCCUCCCCCUCUUCUACAGAAGACCUGCCCGAGGUAGCAUGGAGCGCCACCACUCCUCCUGCCCCCUCCAACUCUGAAACAGGCUGGGCUGAUUUCUCCAACUUCACCCCUGUCAGCCCCAAAGACCCUCUGAGGUGCAACUCUCCUGUUGCUAUGGAAACCAGCAUAGAGACGAUGGACCCUCUGGGGGUCAACGCACCAAUGCAGCCUGAAGAUUGUGAUGGUUGGCUGGGUACUAGUGUGGCUUCUCCCUCUUCCACCUCAGCUAAGGAUUGUGGGAGACCUAAAGCGGAGGAGGAAACAGCUUCCUGUGAGCAGCGCAGCAUCACAGAGACGGUCAUCAACGGCUCCAUGAAGGAGACGGUCAGCCUCACCGUUGACGCCAAGACCGAGACCGCCGUCUUCAAGAGCGAUGAAGAGAAGAGUGCCUCUUCAGAGAAAUACUCGGUAGUGGAGUGUGUGGAUUCGGAGAGAACAGGCGUCAACAGCUCAGCCGCAGCCUGCUGUCCCAAAACGGGUGAGAAGUGUCGGCCCACCCUGGAGCUUCCCAACGGUCCUCUGGAGGAAAUGUCACCUGUCGAGGAGGCCAAACUGGACCAGAGUACCGUGUCCUCAGAGCCAGCUGUAAACGGGCCGGCGUGAGGGUCUCCCAAUGCCAGCCGAUGUCCAGCCUGUUCUGCCACGCAGGGCUCUCAUGCUGGCCAGCCAGCGGAGGCCACUCAAUCACACGCCCCCCCCCACCAGGACCAGCAAUACUCCUAUUGGCUCAUCACUGACUGACAGACGGACAAGACAGGUGUACAGACACAGAACGAACUGAAAAGCAAAAUGAGAGACAUACUCAAAUGGAUACAGAAUACCUUUUUUUCUGCAUUUGUUUAUAUACUAUUGUUCUUAUGAGGUGAUGUGCGACUGAUAUCUUGCCACUCAAAAAUUAAAUAGUAAUGUUGCUAUAGUUAAAAAAAAA
Molecule: messenger RNA, 3382 nt
Organism: Anoplopoma fimbria (sablefish)
Lineage: Eukaryota; Metazoa; Chordata; Actinopteri; Perciformes; Anoplopomatidae
Gene: ppp6r3
Product: protein phosphatase 6, regulatory subunit 3
Cellular component (GO): nucleus; cytosol
Molecular function (GO): protein phosphatase binding; protein phosphatase regulator activity
Source: RefSeq, a predicted model, not a curated record